CUCUAUAGAGUCAUCGAGUUGCAGUCGAUCUUUUACGGUCGUCAAAUAACUUGAGGCUCCGGUUACAGAUCAAACUUGAGACCCUAUUAAGUAACAUACACAACAUACACCUAACUGUUUACAAACAGUUAUUCUACUACAAUCUACAAUUUUUUUUUUUUUUGGUGCGUCGUGCAAAAUAUCUACAAUUUUUUUCGUCGCGUUUGUGUGUUGAAUUGUGACCCAAGUGCUUAUGGCUAAGAUAGUGACUUAAUAAUUCCGGACUUAGUGUGAAGGUACCGAUAGGUACCACUAAAAUGGUGACAUUAAUGCCUUGCAACUAUCUGAACACGCCGAGUUCCCGGUGUACCAUGAUUGAUAAGAUGUGUGAGCCCAAGGCUAAACGGGCCAGGACUGAUACAUCUGAUUCGUCUGAGAGAGAUCGAUUGACAGACCAAGGUCCCAUUUCACCACAAAGUGGACACACAUCAAGUUCAUGCGGUUCUCCACCUACAGCCCAUGUUAAUGGCCACGUCACUCCUCCGGACCAUUUGUCUAGCUCAGCUCCAGCUUGUUUAGCUAAUUUUGCUGCUGCUGCAGCUGCUGGAUGGCCUUUACUCGACACUCAAGGUGUAAAAACCGAAAUCAAAUCCCCAGGCCUCGCGGAUACAGACGUCGGAGCAGCUUUGACCGCCCACCAGGCGGACGUCGUGUCUGCGCCGUUUUAUGGGGCGUCGCCUGCGGACAUCGGCGCCGCCGCUUACGACAAGGAUUAUCCGCAGGCGUACGCCCAGGCCCAUCAGUAUUAUAAUAGUAUGCACCAAGCUGCUUAUGGCACCUCAAGCUCAGCGGCCGCUUCAUACAUGAGCUCAUCGUCUACGACCCCUUUUUAUGGCACUACUUCUUAUCCUUACCCAACUUUGGGACCUUCCAGAGGGUUGAAUAGUUCGUGCAAAGGUUCAGGUUAUAUUGCUACUCCUUAUGGAUCUCCAGCCAGCGCUUUUGGAGCUUCGACGGCCCAAACGGGACAAUAUUCUCCUUACACUACAUAUGGAGCUGCUACUGGUGGGGCUGCAGCUAGUUUUGCCCCAGGGUUUACACAGGGUGUCGAAUACAGUCCAUAUGGCUCAACCUACGCAGAUUCACAAACGCAAUACGCCAGCAGCUACUACGCCUCACAGUCUUAUUCACCUUACGUUAGUUCGCCUAGUUCUAGCGGUAGUAUAGGUACUUCGACUUAUCAAUUAGCUACUGGAGCACUUUCAGAAAGUCCCUCAAAUGGUAUUCCAAUAACCGACGGCUCAACUUCACCACUAAAGGCAGACAGUGCAAGACGAUCCAGAGAACCACCAACUAGUUUAGGAGGAGAAACAAGAACGAGAGGCCGAGGUAGAAGAACAAACACAAUUUCACCUACAACCCCCGAGUCAACAACAGACAGGGUGUUUAUAUGGGAUUUAGAUGAAACAAUAAUUAUAUUUCAUUCUCUAUUAACUGGCAGUUAUGCAACCAAAUUCCACAAAGAUACUCAAAAUGUUGUUCAACUUGGCUUCAAAAUGGAAGAAAUGGUUUUUAACUUAUCUGACACUCAUUUCUUUUUCAAUGAUAUCGAAGAAUGUGAUCAAGUCCACAUAGACGAUGUUUCAUCUGACGACAACGGACAAGAUUUAUCAAAUUACAAUUUUACCACGGAUGGUUUUCAUGCAGCUUCAGCUGCGGGCAAUGGCAAUUUAUGUUUAGCAGCUGGCGUACGUGGCGGAGUCGACUGGAUGCGUAAACUAGCCUUUAGAUAUAGAAAAAUUAAAGAAACUUAUAAUAAUUACCGAAAUAGUGUUGGCGGUCUUUUGGGCUCAAAUAAACGCGAGCAUUGGUUGCAGCUGAGACAAGAAAUCGAAGCUAUAACUGAUAAUUGGUUGACGUUAGCUAAUAAGUGCCUGACACUGAUAAAUUCAAGGAGUAAUUGUGUUAAUGUGUUAGUUACUACAACGCAGCUGAUUCCUGCUUUGGCAAAAGUAUUACUUUUCGGCUUGGGCAAUGUAUUUCCUAUUGAUAAUAUUUAUUCGGCAACAAAAAUUGGUAAAGAGAGUUGCUUUGAACGUAUCGUAACUAGAUUUGGUAGGAAAUGUACUUAUGUAGUGAUUGGAGAUGGGCAAGAUGAAGAAACUGCGGCAAAAACUUUAAAUUUUCCUUUUUGGCGAAUACUGAGUCAUAGCGAAAUAGCUGCCCUGUAUAAUGCCCUCGAUAUGGAAUUUUUAUGAUUGAUUUGUCUGUGGUAUGUGAUUUUUGCAUUCUUUUUCGAGAAUCUUCUUGUAAAAAUUUUGUAUAUUUUUUAUAAAUAAAACGUUUUGUGUAUAAAAUUUUCUGGGUUAUUUUAAAAUCGAAAUAUCCAAAUUACUAGUUAUUUUCAAGCCAUAUCUAUCAUUAAAUUAUUAACAAAAAAAUCAUGUUAAUGUUGUUUAUAUGGCUUUUAUGUGUAAUUUUUUAUUUUCAAGAAUGUGCCAAAAUAUCAAUUUAAUUUUUAAUUAUUACUGUGAUUCAACUCAAAGGAGCUUCACAAAAAUCAACGAAAUAUUAUCGCAUGCACAGAUAACUGCAUAAGAAUAAGCUUUAUAAUUUUGUUUGCAAUAGUAGCAAUUUUUGCCAUUAUAUAUGUAGUUUAAUUAUUUUACUUGAUUUUUUUUGGUAGUACUUAGGUACUAAAACAAAUUAUUGCUGUACCCACUUAAUAAAAGUCUUGAUGAAUUUUCCUCAUCAUUAUCCUAGUUUAAUUGUAAAAUACGUAUGCACAUGAUAUUGAUCGCUUUUUGGAAAGAAAAAAUUGAAUAUCAUGUGUGGUACUUUGAAAAAAAAAUAUACCUAUUUUUUUUUAUUAGGAAGAGGCAAUGUACCAAAACAAUAAUAGUUUUUAUUGUAUUUAUAUUGAUAAUUUUGUAUUAUAGAUGAAAAGAGCAAAAGAUUGUUUUAUUAUAAAAAAAAUGUAUAUUAAAUCAAUUACAAUAAAAUUAUUGUAUA
Molecule: messenger RNA, 2991 nt
Organism: Ceutorhynchus assimilis (cabbage seed weevil)
Lineage: Eukaryota; Metazoa; Arthropoda; Insecta; Coleoptera; Curculionidae
Source: the annotation of a GenBank genome assembly